This is a messenger RNA of Mizuhopecten yessoensis (Yesso scallop), 1751 nucleotides long. RefSeq names its product MFS-type transporter SLC18B1-like. Bases 27 to 869 code for a protein of 280 amino acids. The transcript has 9 exons. Gene Ontology annotation, biological process: transmembrane transport. Lineage: Eukaryota; Metazoa; Mollusca; Bivalvia; Pectinida; Pectinidae. Gene Ontology annotation, molecular function: transmembrane transporter activity. The record is from RefSeq and is a predicted model, not a curated record.
GCGGGUAUGGAGUUCCUUUCUUUGUCAUGGGAUCCAUUCUCAUUACGUGUGCAAUCAUUUGCUCCUUCACCAUGCCAAAAAUUAAUGAUUCUGGAAAUGAGAACAAAAGGUCCAUGUUGACACUUUUGAAGAGCCCAUUGUGUGUUAUAACGGCCGUGUGUAUUGUUUGUGGUGCUUACACUCUGGGAUUCUUCGACCCUACCUUUGCUAAUCAUCUCAAAGAGCUGAACCUGACUGUGAUACAGAUUGGUCUAAUGUUCCUAAUAGGCCCAGGGCUGUACGCUCUGACAGCACCACUGGUAGGCUGGAUAGGAGACACUAAAAAAAUACCAAAGACACUGAUAAUUAUUGGAAAUUUUGCCAUGUCCAUAGCUUUCUUAAUGCUAGGCCCAUCCCCUCUCGUCCCGUUUUUUCCAUUCGCGUUGUGGACACAGAUCCUUGGCUGUGCCUUUCUUGGAGUUUUCCUGGGCUGUGCUUUGAUUCCUACUUUUAGAACAUUACUAGAUGGUGCCCUCCAAAUAGGAUUUGAAGAAGAUUUUGUAACCUUUGGAAUGGUGUCAGGACUAUUUAACUCCUGUUUCUCACUAGGAGCGUUCCUUGGACCAACAGGGGGUGGAAUAUCAGUGGAUCACCUUGGCUUCCCAUGGGGAGUGACCAUCUGUUGUGGAUUGUUUGUUUUAGCUGGAAGUUCAAUGUUGGUAUAUUGUAUUGUGGAGAAGUACUCUGGCUGUAUACGUGCUCUGCCUGCCACAACAAACAAAGGGUACAUGUAUAACCAACUGCAGAUGGACGAAAUCAUCCGAGACGAUACUGACGAGGACGACGAGGACGAAAGUGCGACACUCUUUGAUCGGGAGAGUAUUGUGUGAACUUUUUUGAAGAUAUAUUGAAUUCGAAAAUGAAUCAAAGGCAGCAGAGAUAGCAUAUCUGGUAGAUCUCAAAACAAUAGGAACCAUGGAGACCAAAAAUCAAAAGGAAAUGUUCAAUGAACUCAUAAAAUAUCACGGCCAGACCAGCUGCUCCUAAAGGGCACGUGUUUUCAUUAAGGUUGUAUUAAGACACUUGUGCAUUACAGCUAUGUGUUUUAUAUGUAGAGAUAGACAAAGCAAAAUAUCAAUCAAACUCGUUAUUCGUAACAGAAAUAAUGUCGGUAAUGAUGUACCUAUAACGAGGCUUUAUUUCAGUAAUGUACAGUAGGUAGAGUCCUGAAACACCAUGCCAUAUCGUAUUUAGUUUAAAGUUGUACAUUGUUUAAAAUAAUAUUUAAGAACCCGGAGAAAGUUGCCUUCAUGUUGUCAUCGUUACCUUCAUGUUGCCAAUGUUUCCAUCACGUUGUCAAUGUUUCCUUUUGGUUUAAUGGCAUACUUGCUCCAUUUGUAUGUUUAACUAUAUUAUGUUUACUUAAAUUAUGAAAUAGAUAUUUCUUAAAUAACCCGUAUUGAAUCUUUUUUUUAAAUAAACCUUGACCAACUGAAAUAUCUUCACUGUUUUUAAUCUAUGACAGAUAUGAGUGUUUAUAUGAGUUUGACACAGAACGUUGUAUCUUUGGUCUAGUUUGUUGAAUUUGCUGGUAUCGUGUGAUCCCUCGGAACAGACAGACAAUGUAGGCCCUGCAUUUACAUCGGUCGAAUUAAAUUUCCAUUUUACUGCGAUAUCGGCUGUCUUUAAGCUAAUCAUGCUUGUAAAAUAUACAAGCGGAAAAAAGAAACUGUGCAUGCGGAGAAUUGAUAUAGAACAUAUAUUACCAACUG